GCUCUACGUCUUCUAUAUUGUUCAUCAUGAAGUUCAAUCCUCGCUUGAUGUCGUUAUUGGACCGCUGUGCAAACUGCAGAAAGUCACCGCUGCCAGUCACGACCGACGGAAUCGAGAAGUCAGAUGAGAAAGUUACGUUUGAAGAGAAGCCUCCACUCCAGAUUGAAACCAACCUGACCAUCCCCAUGGAACCCACUAAGCAAGCGAUCAUCGAUCCGAUGAGGGUGCGCACGGCGUCCAUAUCAUCGUCAGGAUCCGGAACCGGCGCCAACCGCCGGAUGUCGGCCAUGUCUGCUCAGUCGAUGAACAGCGCCGACGGUGGACCGAGGAGCCUGUUCAGGCAUCACAAACACGGCGAAUUGUCGAGCAAUUUCAGAACGAAACAAGAUCACGUGCUGCUGCCGGCGAUGGAGAUGGAGGGAGACGACGGCGGGGAGGUGCCGCCAACCGACGCGGCGGAGGGAGCCGAAGGUGUGCCGAACGGCGCGGCGCCGACCGAUGUGACGAGUCCAACGAAAUCGCAGGACAUCGCGCUGCAGAGUCCAGUCGACAGUCUGAAGCGCGACCUAGCGGCCGAGCCGAUCCCGGAGGAGAGCGCAGAGGAGGAGAACCAGGACGCAGCAGGAGCGGCGGAGGAUGAGGAGGAAGAAUCUCCGAAGAUGCACCCGUGUCCCUGCCUGCCGCCCGUGUCGGCGGCGUAUCCCUCACGAAAGAAGACGGGCUUCACAGCCUGGGUGCGAUACAUCCUGCGCUGGAUACUCUUCAUAUUCUCGUUCCCGUUCGUCUGCGCGUACACUUGGACGAUCCCGGACUGCUCGAAGGAACACAAUAGGAAGUGGUUUUGGCUGAGCUUUCUCAUGUCAGUGUUGUGGAUAGCUGUGAUUAGUUUCGCCCUGGUGACGGUUGUCGGUCGGUCUGGUUGCCUGCUAAAAAUCGACACGUACACUAUGGGUCUGGUCGUCAUUUCUGUUGGAACCAGCGUUCCCGACUGCAUCAGCUCUAUAUUGGUCGCUAGGGAUGGAUUCGGUGACAUGGCCGUGUCAAAUGCGAUCGGAUCUAAUGUGUUUGAUAUCAACCUCGGUUUGGGUCUUCCCUUCCUCAUUCGCAUGGCCAUCGACAAGGGGAAGGCGAUCCGGCUUCUGUCCGAUGAAGAGAUGGAGAAGUUGGCGACGGGCCAGAUGCUCAUCCCGCCGCACGUCAAGUUCGGCUUUAUUCUGCUGCUGAUUCUCUUCAUCGUGCAGGCGGUCUUUAUGCUGAUGAAGUACAGGCUGACGAAGUUUACCAGUCUCUCUUUCGUCGGCCUGUACCUCGUCUUCACGUCGUACGCACUAAUACAGGAGCUGCACUGCAAGGGCUCGUGCUGAGACCAGCCCCUUCACUAACCCGCCUCCCUGUCGCAUGGUAUGCAUCCCCCUUGUGGCAAACAUCCCCCUCUACACUGCGCAUGAGCAAUAAAUGUUAGAUUUCCGUGUCCAUGCGCAAUGCGUUUUGUCAGACAUGCGUAUGCGUACUGUAGAGAAGGGGGGUCUUUGCCAUAGAGUGGUGUGUACUGUGCUACACCCUCCUUCCCGCACCUUCUCGUGGCUGGAGACCAGGCGCCCACUCCAGACCCCGAAUGCAGUUCUGAAGGGAUGUUUACUUGUUGGAUGUAAACAUUGUAAACGUGUUGCCAAAGCAAUCUGGGAGGGAAAGCGUGUGAAUGGACUGGAUGGAGGGCCGGGUGGACGGACAGACUCUUCGGCGGGUGUACCUGUAAAUAAUGUGUUGUCGGCUUUCCCUUUUUACCUGUGGCCACUUACUAUACACCGAUGGGUGGGCGUGAUUGUAUCGAGUUAGCAGUUUGAGAGACUCGAUACACAGGUAGCUGCGUAGCAGUGUUACAACGUCACCUUUAUUAAACUGUAACCACCAAACACUGCCGGAAAGGUUGUACAGUGCAUGCAGCGCAAUGUGUAGAUCAUGUAGGCGUUUAGGAAAAAUAGAUCCAGGAAUGUUGAAUCGAAUUCCUUCGAAAGCAAUUAGUAAAAAAAAGACGAACUCGAAUUGAUUGGAAUCACAUGGUCAACUAUAGGUGAACCGUGGUAAAUGGUAUCUACUCAUGAUAUUGUUUGCAGUUUUGUGAGGUGUCGUUUCACAUACGUUUUCUGCCUUUAUAGCCGCGAAUACAGACUGGCUUAUUGUGCACAUCACCAGAUGCAGCGAUACAGCGACUGCUAUUCACACUAAAUAUUUUACGAGAAACUUUCAAUGGCUCUGUUGCUUCGAGAUGUUAUGGAUGACCUGAUGAGAGUGAAUAAUUAUGAGUCAGAAUGAGACACGUAGUUCGAACGCCUAAUAUGCAUAUUGCGCACAUAUCCCUCUGGUGAUAGAUCCAGUUUUAUACAUAUAUUCAUGAUGUUACAUUGUGGAGCGACUUUGCUGAUUUGCAAUAUAAAAUGAUCGCACAUAACAAUUGUGAUGACAGGUUGCAGUGAGCGACAAGAAGCGCGGUUUCUUUGCUGUAACUUGCAAGUUCUCUUGUUUAUGCAAGAAGAGGUUGGCAGAAAGCGAGAGAAUAAGAGCGAACGCGAGAAAGCGAUAGAGAGAAAGAAAGGAAGAGAAUGAGAGAGAGAGAGAGAGAGAGAGAGAGAGAGAGAGAGAGAGAGAGAGAGAGAGAGAGAGAGAGAGAGAGAGAGAGAGAGAGAGAUAUGGUGAUACCGAAUCAACUUGGAAGUUAGAGGGAACAGUGCGUCACUAGAGGGAAGAUUGUUACUACCUUCUCUACCAGCCAUCUCCUACGCGUUUCACGGCGCUCUAUCACCAUUUCACGCCCACGCUCUCACUUCCGUCACCUCAGUAAUAUAAUGCAUAGCACGCAAUAACGACCUUCUCUCUAGCCUGGGCAUUCUCCUAUCGCCUGCCAAUAAAUAUAUUACCCCUUCUCCAAUUUUCCUCCGGUCUCCUCCAGCUUCACCUUGUCUCUCAACCCCCCUCUCUCUCUCUCUUACUUUCUACAAACUCUGCCUCUAGCAAAAUUACCCUCCUUGCUACCUAACCGUGAAGCAUUUACUCAUACAGGCAGGCAAAAUUGCAGAACUCGACGCCGUGUGAAAUGUUACCCCAAAUGUAUGAUCUAGAAUGGCUCACGUCUAUAACAAGGCGGGGGCACACUUUGUGAAAUUGUAUAUGCCGCUAAAAUGUAAAACAGCACAAUAAUAUAGUAGGUUGGAAAGGUGCGAAGAAACGGUCGUGUAAAUAUACAGUUAAAUACGCUUUAUACUGGUAGUGUUUACUCAACGAGAUGCUUAUUUUUUGGUUGGUCUUUUUCUACACACCUUGCGGGAAUGUAAGUAGACUCGUGUACACGCGUAGCGAGCGUGUGCCCUGCUCCGCGAAGGGGCAGUAUUGUAAAUAGAAAAUUUCAUACCGGUUCUAUACACGCGAUUUUACAUUCAUUCACUCGUAACAAGCUUGUAGAAGGUGCUAAUCGUGCGCGGGUGCGAGACGAAUAGAGGAAUAAAAUCACUAGUUUUCAUACACAACUAUUUUCGCGUAGGAAUUAUGAUAAACGUAGGACUAGUUCUAGUCAAUUCACACCUGGUCUAUAUCAUUCGCGUGCGCUGGCGUCGCUCACCAGCGAUGGGAAGAGUGUGAUGUGUUUGUGACCAGCCAGCUAUACGUAUCCCAUUGAUCCGGUGGUGAUAUGACGAUGAGAAGGGCCCGGGCCGUCGUCAGAAACAUCACUGAAUAGUUAUGACAUCGUAAGUUUAAAAUGGCAUAGCGUGAAAAUGAAAUGUCAUAAACGCUAAAGUGAAGUGUCGUGCAAAAGUCAUAGACUUAUGAUAGGCAUAUAACUAUUCAUGAUCCGUCAGAUAUGUGGGACCGUAGCCUGCGCGGCUACAGCAGUCAAGAACGCACUGAUUUGACGGACGAGCCACCGCGAUAGCGAACUGUCAUGGCUGCCCGUACACCGAAUGUAUCGCGAUUCUCAAAAUUGGAGCAAAUUAUUGUUAUUGUUAUUAUUAUUAUUAUUGUCAUUAUUAUUAUUCUAACCAUUAUGUUAAUCAAGUGAGCAACACGAGACAGUUAACGUCAAGGCUCUAACAAAUUAGGUUGGGUAGGGUUGUAACUAUUUGUAUAACUAUUACGAAUAGGGUUCGAGUACAUUAUGUGCGAUAUGUGUAUCCUAGAUUUACCCUUGAAAAUCACUUGUCUCUCCGUCUAGCAUAGCGUGCGCAAGGGUAAGGGCAGCAAACGGUAGACUUGUUCAUCGUUUUCGCCUCGUGCCAACAAGUACGAGCAAUACGUUUUCAUGGCGUGAAUUGAAUGCGUUCGGGCCAGUCUAAGCGUGAGGCCGCAUCUAUAGGAUAUUCUCACAGAGAAUCGCUAUAUAUCUCUUAGGUAUUAGGCAUGUUAGGAACACGAUGCCGCUACCGUGAAACACGUGUUAUUGCAGAAUAGGGGAAUAACGUUAUAUUAUGACACGUAUAGUAAUUGUUUAGUAUCAAAGACUGGAACAAAUGCGCCGUUUCUGAGAUGUUAACAUGUAUGGUAGAUGAACGUGGCCAAACAGAUAUGAAAUGAUCUUGUGAUCGUUGUGUCUUUAAUUUGUGCCAGCUUAUUGGCAGCGCAAUGUAGCAGAUAAAUCGAUGUCCUAGACAUUACUGUUGUUAUUUGUAAAUUUUAAUUUUUAAUGUUAAUUAGUUGUUAUUAAUAUAUUAUAUGAUGACGUGUCAUCUGUAACGAGCAGCUUUAGCUGGUGUAGAUUUAAUACUGUUCAGGUAGUAGUUAAUAUUAUUAUCGUUAUUAUUGUUUAAUAUAACGUUAACGACUGCCACUGGCUCUUGGAAGCCACGAAGAGAAUUUACUGGCAAGUGUCCACCGCCACGCAAGCUCAUUUCUCGCACGGUGUAGCGGGCUAACAUAAGAGGUUUCUAUGUCGCAGUUGUAACUGCCGCCGUGAUAGCGACGGUAGCAUGAGAGCUGUUUGUUAAAUUGUUAUGUAUGAAAAGGCUCUAGGAAAUACGACCAGUGUUGUCUUUCCUCUUCAAGGGUGGGAUGGGGAAUUGGUCUGUCUAUAUAGUUUAUUAGGAUACCUAUAUUAACAUUAGUAAUUAUUUCGAAUUCCAGUUUUUAAUCGAAUGAAAUGAAUCCGAACCAAGAUUGUUCGUGUUAAGCGCUGUCCCCGCUGGGCACAAGAAGCUCAUCUGGUUAUAUUAGUGGUACGUAUAGAGACGGCAGCUCAGAUGUUGGCCUGCUCACACGGCGUCAGCUAGUCAAUUGCUGUAAAUACCACUGUUGACUAUUUGUAAACAUACGCAUACACACACACAAGAACUGAAAGGCUCACGUAUAGGAUUUUGUUUAAAAUGCACAAAUCAUGAUAAUGUAAACAUGAAACUGUAUGAAAUGUUUUAGUGAAAAUAAAAAAGUACAAGUAUUCUAGCAAA
Molecule: messenger RNA, 5429 nt
Organism: Priapulus caudatus
Lineage: Eukaryota; Metazoa; Priapulida; Priapulimorpha; Priapulimorphida; Priapulidae
Product: sodium/potassium/calcium exchanger 3-like
Exons: 8
Coding region: 27-1364 (445 amino acids)
Biological process (GO): calcium ion transmembrane transport; intracellular calcium ion homeostasis
Cellular component (GO): membrane
Molecular function (GO): calcium, potassium:sodium antiporter activity; calcium channel activity
Source: RefSeq, a predicted model, not a curated record